Archocentrus centrarchus (flier cichlid) is the source of this 3454-nucleotide messenger RNA. It is a transcript of the gene gal3st1a, whose product is annotated as galactose-3-O-sulfotransferase 1a. Gene Ontology annotation, cellular component: membrane. Gene Ontology annotation, biological process: myelination; galactosylceramide biosynthetic process. NCBI's taxonomy places the organism in Eukaryota, Metazoa, Chordata, Actinopteri, Cichliformes, Cichlidae. Bases 375 to 1652 code for a protein of 425 amino acids. The record is from RefSeq and is a predicted model, not a curated record. The transcript has 3 exons. Gene Ontology annotation, molecular function: galactosylceramide sulfotransferase activity.
CCCUGUGGUGCUUGUUUCAGCGUGAUCAGUUUCUGAAUCAAAAGUUGAGGCUGUGGUGGCUGGCUGUCUCAAUGCAUCAGGUGUGCAUGCAAAGAAGCAGGGGGGGAAGAGGAACAGCAACCAGAUGAAUGAGCUGCGCAGCACAGGACGUGAUAGGUCAGCAGGACUAGAAGAAGAAGAAGAAGAAGAAACAGCCUUUAUUGUCCCACAGAGGGGACAUGCUGUGUCUAUAAAGAUGUCGAGACCUAAGAACAGCCUCUGGAGGGAGAUGAACUUGUAUUAAUUAUCUGGAACUGAACGAUGAUGUAAAUAAGCGUUACCACUAGUUUCUCUUUGGAUUUAUACAUAAGGGUUAUCUUUCUUUCUGCAGGACCAUGACUGGCAAGCAAGGGAGACAGUGGCGGUCCAUGUGCAAAGGCCUGAUCCUGGGGACCCUUCUGACCAGCUGCAUGAUCCUAGUUUACUGUGUCUCCAACCCACAGGUCCACUUCAGCGUCCCUGAGGUUCCAGUGCCUUAUUCCUGCGCCCACCGUCCAUCUCAGUUCCACCCCAAACUAAUCAAGAACAGUUCAGAAAAAUACACCGCCCACCCCUGUGUUCCUAAAGUUGAUAUAAUGUUUUUGAAGACCCACAAAACAGCCAGCAGCACCUUCCUCAACAUCCUUUUCCGCUUUGGGGAGAAACACCGGCUCAAAUUUGCCUUCCCUGACAGCAGAAAUGACUUCUUCUAUCCAUCUUUUUUCCAGCGCUCCCAGGUUAAAGACUACAAACCUGGAAUGUGUUUCAAUAUUAUCUGUAAUCACAUGCGCUUCAAUGCACCUGAAGUGGCCAAGUUGCUACCUGUGGACACAUCCUACAUCACCAUCCUGCGAGACCCUGCAGAGCUUUUUGAAUCCUCCUUCCACUACUUUGGCCGCCUGGCGCCUUUUACUUGGAAGAUACCAGGUGAUGACAAGCUGACUGAGUUCCUACUUCACCCCCAUGAGUACUUUGAUCCAGGAGGCUUCAACUCUUACUACCUCAAGAAUCUACUGUUUUUUGACUUUGGACUGGACAACUCUCUGGAAGUGGAUGAUCCGCAAGUGGAAGAAGGAAUCAAGUUCAUUAGUGACCGUUUUCAGCUGGUUAUGUUAGUGGAAUACUUUGAGGAAUCACUUAUCCUGUUAAAGGAUGCCCUCUGCUGGGAGAUGGAUGAUUUGCUCUUCUUUAAGCUCAAUGCCCGUAAGGGAUCCACUGUGUCUAAACUUACUCCUGAGCUGAGGGCCAGGGCCCUUGAAUGGAAUGCUAUUGACUGGAAGCUAUACCAGCAUUUCAAUCAAACUUUCUGGAAGAAAGUAGAUGCGUACGGGCGGCAGCGCAUGGCUGCAGACGUGGCAGAGCUCAAGAAGAGGAACAAGGAGAUGGCAUCUAUCUGCAUUGAGGGGGGCCAUCCUGUGGAAGCUGCCAGCAUCCAAGAGACAGACAUGCAGCCCUGGCAGCCAAUUGGAGAAAAGUCUAUCAUGGGGUAUAACUUAAAGAAGAAUUUAGACAAAGCACAUUGGAAGCUGUGUCGCAAGAUGUUAAUGCCUGAGAUUCAAUACUUAACAGAGCUUGGAGUGAACCUUUGGAUCACCAAGCUGUGGGGCCAUGUCCGAGAUAUCAUUAACUGGUAACUGUGAGCAUGAGGGGCCAAUUCAAAUCUGAAACACUGUAUUAAGAAAUCUGACUGCAUGACUGACAGGCUGAGAGGUUAAAAAUCUGUCACAUUUUCUGUCUCGUUGCUUGUUUGCAUUAUAUAUGAUUAUGCACCUUUUCUGUGUACAUGAUGAGAGCUUGAGAAAAAGAAUUGCCCUCACUGUCUACAAAUACAUAAUCAAUUUACUAUAUGCAGCUGAGGCUUAGUAUUCUUCACUGUGAGUCACUUUUCAAAUGUUUCAAUGUUUUUCCUCUCAGAUGUCAGCUUGUUCUAAUGGAUUACUCUGGAGAACUAUGGAGUUCUGGAUUUAGAUCUAGAGCACUUUUGUGGAUUUAAAAAAAAAAAAAACCUCUUUCCAUCCCUGAGAAACCUGUGGGGGUUUUGAAAACAUGGAAAGAACAUUAGUUGGUUUGAAAUAAAUGAAGUCUUUGGUGUCCAUCGGAUAAAAUACAUGUGAAAAUACAAAAUGUAUGUAAGCUUCUGUCUGUGGAGGACAAAAUCAGCCAUAAAUUAAAAAAAAAAAAAUGGGGGAACAAAUAUAUGCCUUUGUCAUGGCAUACUUUUUUUUUUACUUUACAGUUACCAGCAUUAACUCUCAGUUUACUCCAGAGUCCCAUCAGUGCUACUUCUAAAUCAAAUAACCAAUAGUGUUAUUAACUAUAAAUGUGCGUCUCCAACAUGUCUGUCAUGAAAAAUGUCUAAUAAAUAAAAGCAAAGGAAACAAUAAAUCAAAAAGCCAUUACAAAACUAUGCAAUCAGCAGUAAAAAAAAAAAAACUUUUUGUUUUUGUUUUGUUUAUUGCACAUGGAGUUUUUAUAACAUAAAUCUUGAGUUUCCUGCUGUAUCAGUUUCUUUUCUUCACGUGGGAGCUUUACUCUUUAGUUUUUGUUUUUCAGUAUGUAACAAUGUGCUGCUCUGGCCAGUUGUUUUGGGCAGUGUACUGACAAUGGACUGGUACUUGUGUAGUGAGCAAAAAAAAAAAAGCUAAAGCAUUUGUCUGCCUAAUAAGGUGAAUCCUACCUAAUAGUGUUAAACACCACUCACAUGCGUUUAUACAACCUUGCUAUCAGAGCCACUUAAUUUUUUAUUUUUUUUUUGUUAAUGCUCUAUAUCACUUACUUAUUUAUGUAAAUUCACCCAUAAUAUUUAUUCAGUAUUUGUUUGAAUUCAGUGUUGUUCCUUUUUUGCAUUUUUGGCCACAGCGGCUUUUGUUAGCAGUGGAGAGAGACAGUAAAUGGGGGAAAGAUACAGGGGAAGACACGCGGGCAAAUUGCGCCCCACCGUAUGUGGUCGCCUGCUUCACCACUAAGCCACCCAGGCACCCUAAUGUUUUGCAUUAUUAAUGGGUUUGUCGAUCUUGUUUAAUUAAGCUGAAAUUUCCUGAUUUUGUCCUCCAUACAAUAAUUUGUUGUUACUAGCAAUAUAUGAUCAAUCUUAUUCUCAGAGUAAAUUGAAAUGUAAUAUCGCUUAUUUAAAAUGAUCAUUUCAUUAUGUUGAGUUUCCUCUCUGUGACAGUCUGUUUCAUUUUUACUGCAAUAUGUGUGCUAAGAUGCAUGACUGCCCUGGGUGUAUUGUGUAUGGAUGUACAUGACCUCCCAGCAUCUCUGAAUUAAAUGGGUUAAGAUAAGUGACCAUACUGCAUCAGCCUUUUGGGAGUGAAUAACAGUUCACAAUUGUCCUGUUAAAAUUAGCAUAUGUGCCGAUGAUGCCCCAAAAUGGUAGCAGUUCCACACUUACCCAUUAAAGCAUUUAUUUUGAUGAUCAGUGUUAGAAAAUCGU